Messenger RNA from Exophiala dermatitidis NIH/UT8656, 1821 nucleotides. RefSeq names its product NADPH oxidase. Gene Ontology annotation, molecular function: superoxide-generating NAD(P)H oxidase activity. Lineage: Eukaryota; Fungi; Ascomycota; Eurotiomycetes; Chaetothyriales; Herpotrichiellaceae. Gene Ontology annotation, cellular component: plasma membrane; NADPH oxidase complex. Gene Ontology annotation, biological process: superoxide anion generation; defense response. The record is from RefSeq and is a predicted model, not a curated record. The coding region runs from base 1 to 1821 and encodes 606 amino acids. The transcript has a single exon.
AUGAACAACAGGUCGGCGCCACCACGAUCACUACCCUCACAACAACCACCCCCCUACCUCUACGACAUACCGCUGGGCCGGUCCAACACGACGACGCACAAUAAUGCAGCAAUGUAUUACCUGGAGAAGCCGUUGGCCAGGUCAAAUACGUCCUCGACAGCCAGCUCGAGCAUGUCAGAGCGAACGCGGUCGACGCCUCUCUCUCGGAUGUUGUUGUCGGGCGAAGUGAGCGGCGAUGCGCCACGGGAUUUGACACCGAAAGAGAAAUUCGAGCGGUGGAUGGUCAAUGAAGGGUCUCGCCGAAUGGUGGUCGGAGUGUUCGUGCUGGUUCACGGACUCAUCUUCGCAUUUGGCUUCAUGAACUACCAACUCAAGGACAACCUGACGGGAGCUCGAGGAAUCUUUGGCAUCACAUACCCGAUCGCCCGAUCAGCAGCAUUGGUGUUGCAUUUCGACGUGGCAUUGAUUUUGUUCCCCGUGUGUCGAACCCUGAUCUCGUUGUUGCGCCAAACACCGCUCAACAGCAUUGUUCCCUUCGACAAGAACCUGACCUUCCACAAACUCGUGGCCUACUCGAUCGUCUUCUUCACGUGGGUGCACACGAUCGCGCACUGGAACAACUUUGCCCAGUUGGCCAUCAAGCAGAAACUCGGGUUUGUCGGGUUCCUCAAAAUCAAUUUCGUCACGGGUCCCGGCUGGUCCGGGUACGUGAUGCUGUUUGCCCUGAUGGCCAUGCUGUUCACGUCGAUCGAGAAACCCCGCCGGGCCAACUACGAGCGCUUCUGGUCCGUCCAUCACCUGUUCAUUGUGUUUUUUGUCUUUUGGUCCGUUCACGGCGCCUUUUGCAUGAUCAAGUCCGACACCGCCCCCUUUUGUUUCGGCACCGGUGUCUUCUGGGAGUAUUGGAUGUACGGCGGUUUUGCGUACUUGCUUGAACGAGUCCUGCGCGAGAUUAGGGGUCGGCACAAGACUUUUGUCACAAAAGUCAUCCAGCACCCUAGCAAUGUCGUCGAGAUCCAAAUGCACAAGGAAAAAACAAAAACCCGCGCCGGCCAGUAUAUCUUUUUGUGCUGUCCCGAGGUUUCGAUAUGGCAAUACCACCCUUUUACUCUGACCUCAGCCCCCGAGGAGGACUAUAUCUCCGUUCACGUCCGUAUGGUCGGCAACUUUACAAAAGCUCUAGGUAAAGCGUUGGGAUGUGACGACAGCAAAGGAGGUCGAGGUGGUGAUGACAAUUCCGGGGCCAAGAAGGAACGCUCCCAAGUCGUUUCCAUGGCCCCCGGCGGGCUGAUGAAACUCCUGCCCCGUGUCUAUGUCGAUGGGCCCUUUGGCUCGGCCUCCGAGGACGUGUUUAAAUUCGAAACGGCUGUGCUAGUCGGUGCCGGUAUUGGCGUCACUCCCUUCGCCAGCAUUUUGAAGUCGAUCUGGUACCGCAUGAGCACGGGAAACACCGGUGGCGGCAACGGCAAGUCGCGGCUGCGCAAAGUCUAUUUCUUCUGGGUGUGUCGAGAUUUCGGGUCUCUGGAAUGGUUCAAGUCUUUGUUGGCGGCUAUCGAGGCUCAAGAUAAGCAGCAUGCCAUUGAGAUUCAUGCGGUAAGUCUUCACUUUCUUCGAAAUGUAUUACGUCCCUCGGUCGGCCUGUGUACUAAUUGCUGUGGUUCAGUACCUCACCGCCAAAAUCUCCGCCGCCGACGCCAACAACAUCAUGCUCAACUCGACCGACACCGACGCCAUCACGGGCCUGCGCACCCCGACCAACUUUGGCCGUCCGAACUGGGACAUGGUCUUCCGAGCGAUCCGCAAGAUCCAUUCGCCCGGUGA